CGCUUUUUUUACUCGCUGGGCUGACUGUGGGUCCUGUGGGAAGAGUGUGGUUGGGUCUGCGGCGCACCGCACCGAUGGCUUCCGUGCUGUCCUACGAAAGCCUUGUCCACGCCGUGGCCGGAGCCGUGGGAAGCGUGACAGCAAUGACAGUAUUUUUUCCCUUGGAUACAGCUCGACUUCGACUUCAGGUUGAUGAGAAAAGAAAGUCUAAAACUACACACAUGGUGCUCCUGGAGAUCAUUAAAGAAGAAGGCCUCCUGGCACCAUAUCGAGGGUGGUUUCCAGUUAUCUCCAGUCUCUGCUGCUCCAAUUUUGUCUAUUUCUACACUUUUAAUAGCCUCAAAGCAGUCUGGGUCAAAGGUCAACAUUCUACUACUGGAAAAGAUCUGGUAAUUGGAUUUGUUGCAGGAGUGGUGAAUGUGUUGCUAACAACUCCACUCUGGGUAGUAAACACCAGACUAAAGCUGCAAGGGGCAAAAUUUAGGAAUGAAGAUAUUGUACCAACCAACUACAAAGGUAUUAUUGAUGCUUUUCACCAGAUCAUUCGAGAUGAAGGAAUCUUGGCUUUAUGGAAUGGCACAUUUCCCUCCUUGCUGUUGGUCUUCAAUCCUGCCAUCCAAUUCAUGUUCUAUGAAGGUUUAAAGCGGCAGCUUUUAAAGAAACGAAUGAAGCUUUCUUCUGUGGAUGUGUUCAUCAUUGGUGCAGUAGCCAAAGCAAUUGCCACCACAGUCACCUAUCCCUUGCAGACGGUACAGUCGAUUCUGAGGUUCGGACGUCACAGACUAAACCCAGAAAACAGAACAUUGGGGAGUCUUCGUAAUGUUCUCUAUCUUCUUCACCAACGAGUAAGGCGUUUUGGAAUAAUGGGACUCUACAAAGGCCUUGAAGCCAAACUGCUGCAGACAGUCCUCACUGCUGCUCUCAUGUUCCUUGUUUAUGAGAAACUGACGGCUGCUACCUUCACAGUUAUGGGGCUGAAGCGUGCACACAAGCAGUGAGACACCUUACCCUGCAAAGUGCAGAAAGAUGCUCAACAGGGGGGCUUCCUUCUGUGUAAAAAGAAGCAGUUCUCCUUUUACUCUUGCUCCUUCCACCACACAUUUUACCCUCCUGGGCUUGAAACUCAUCUAAGGGGAAACGUAGAGUUAACUAGCUGGCCCUCUUGCCAACUUAAUUUUUAUGAUGGUUGGUUGGAUUUUGCAGGGGGGCUUGGACUAAUGAUCAUAUGAAAAGAGCACAUUGUUGGAAACCUAAAAAUGAAAGUUUGUGGGGGUUCUUUGGUUUUCUUAAGGGGAGUGGACUAUUGCUCUCAUGUAAUCUUUUCCAGUUAAAAUUUUUCUUAAAUUUACCAGCUGUUCUCUUUCCCCUCCCCCAGGUUCUAGGAUAAAUUUAAUACCAUGUAAUUCUCCUCAUGUACUUUUGUAUAUCUUAAUCUUGGUAUGUUCCUCACUAAAAAUAAUAUUAUGACUAUGCCGUGGGCAUGACUUUAUUUUUGUUGGGCUUUUUAACUCCUGCUUAAGGAAAGAUGUCUUCUUUAGUACAUGAGCUAUUUAUUUUGUGGGAGAAAUGAAAAUUAUUAAUCCUAAAUCAUUCUCUUAUAAACUAUUUGUAAACAUCACAUCAUUAGUAUUUGACAUAAUUAAAAAAUAUUUAUUUGGAGGACCAGCCCCACGGCCUAGUGGUUAAGUUUGGUCGGCAUGCUCCGCUUCGGUGGCCCAGGUUCAGUUCCCAGGUGCAGACCUACACCACUUAUUGGUGGCCGUGCUGUGAUGGCGACCCACAUACAAAAUAGAGGAAGAUUGGCACAGAUGUUAGCUCAGGGCUAAUCUUCCUCAGCAGAAAAAAACAAAAAAUCUAUUUUGAAUCAACCCUUUUAUUACAAAAGGCUUGAGGUUUUAUGUUCAUCCAUGUUAGCCCCAAUCAAGUCAAGCCCCAAUAAAUUGUCAGCGCAAAAGGCAUUCUUAAAAGUUGCCCUUUAUUAAGAUAUUACAUUGGGUUUACAACCAGCUGGUAAAAAUCACAAAAAAGGGGAGAGGAAGCAGAUACCUUGUUUAGGCUCUGGAAUAUUAUCUUCCUUUACAAACUCUUGGUGGAGGCUGUGUAUUUUGAGAAUAAACAUCUGAUUGAGGUUCUAUUUGGAAACAUUCCUUAGAGUCCUGCUACUCAAAGUGUGGUCCAUCAAGCAGUAGCAUUGAAAUCCCCUGGGAGCUUGUUGGACAUGCAGUUCCAGACCUUCUGAAUCAACUGCAUUUUAACAAGAUCCCCAGGUGAUUCAUACUCACAUUAAAGUUGGAGAGACCUUAGAGUUCCUGACCCAACAGGAGAUAUGAUUGUUUUCAAUUAUAGAAACCAAGACAAAGAUUUUUCUCAAAGGAAAGAUGGAUUAAUGUAUUAAAACAACCUCUGAAAAACUG
Messenger RNA from Diceros bicornis minor, 2414 nucleotides. RefSeq names its product solute carrier family 25 member 17 (gene SLC25A17). The transcript is spliced from 9 exons. NCBI's taxonomy places the organism in Eukaryota, Metazoa, Chordata, Mammalia, Perissodactyla, Rhinocerotidae. Gene Ontology annotation, biological process: transmembrane transport. The record is from RefSeq and is a predicted model, not a curated record. Gene Ontology annotation, molecular function: NAD transmembrane transporter activity; ATP transmembrane transporter activity; coenzyme A transmembrane transporter activity. Bases 75 to 998 code for a protein of 307 amino acids. Gene Ontology annotation, cellular component: peroxisomal membrane.